Brassica napus (rape) is the source of this 1699-nucleotide messenger RNA. RefSeq names its product putative inactive serine/threonine-protein kinase At5g11400. Gene Ontology annotation, biological process: protein phosphorylation. The transcript has 6 exons. Lineage: Eukaryota; Viridiplantae; Streptophyta; Magnoliopsida; Brassicales; Brassicaceae. Gene Ontology annotation, molecular function: protein kinase activity; ATP binding. The record is from RefSeq and is a predicted model, not a curated record. The coding region runs from base 474 to 1097 and encodes 207 amino acids.
UAACAUUCCUUUUAUUAAAAUUUUGGAAUAAUUCAAAUGUUGAGCAAAUUAAUUACAUGAUUCAAGUUACCUGUUAUAAGAUUUAACCUUGAACGACACAAUUUUUUUUACAUUAAUACAGCCAGUUAAAGUGAUCUAUGGGAUAUGGUAUAACUAAAGUAGGUCCAUAAGUUAAUAACUAACUAAAAAUGAACAAAACGCGUUUGCUGAUACUGUUUAAGUACGUCUCAUCAUUUUUUCCCAUAUUUGCCAUACAUGGAUAUAAUCCUAGUUAACAUUUGUGGUUUCUUGUUCUCCUUUCUUUUUGCCUAAGUGAGCAGUUUACGGACCGUAGCGUGUUGAAUCCUUAUGCAGUCCAGCCAAUUUUUUAUAACUACUGAUUAUUUUUUUCUCAACCUUUUAUAAGAACAUAGAUAAGAUGUGUUAAAUCCCUGAAACCAAAAAUCUACAGAUUAGCAACAUCUCCAUCAACAAUGGGAAAUGUUCUAAAGCCUCAAGAUCCUCUUUCAUUUGCUUACGAGCCUCUCCUCAGCCCACCAGUGGAUGCAGAGAACGCGAGUCUGAGAGUCUUCAGCUGUGUCAAGGAAUUGAAGAAAGCAACCAAGAACUUCGAAAAAGAGAGGGUUGUAGACGGUGAGGAUGGCUCAGUUCGAACAUUCUACAAGGCCUCCAUCGAUGAUACCUCAUCAAGAACUAAAACUAGAAUCUCUGUUUCUGUCAUGGAAUGUGUUCAAGAUAGUUUAGAGGCUAUAGAGGCGUGGAAGGAAGAGGUGAAGUCUCUAGGAGAACAUUCUCAUCCAAACAUAGUGAAAUUUUUGGGUUACUGUUGUGAAGAUACCAAAUCACUAUUGGUAUUCGAAUACUUGCACAACGGAACUUUGGAUCAUCACAUCUACGGAAAAAAUGAGGUCUUGUCAUGGGCAACACGGGUUAAGAUAGCCAAUGGAAUAGCACAAGGUGUUGCUUUUCUCCACUCAUUCAACAACUCCUCGCUUUAUUUUGAACUCAGAAUGCAUAACAUUAUGCUUGACGAGGAACACAAUGCAAAACUGUUUUUUACCUUGCAACAAACAAAAAAUGUCUGGAAAAUUGCUUGAUUCAUGAGAGAGGACAUAUAUACAUGCCUCACGGAUGUGGUUUUAGAAUGGAUACCGAUGUUUUCGCAUUUGGUGUGAGUUUGCUUGAGCUUUUUACUUGUUCGAAAGAAGGGGACUUGCUUGCGCAUUCAAUUGCUUUGAGAAAUGGAGCAAAAAAGUUGAAGAAGAAUAAAAGCUUAGAUGUUGGGGGGGACUAGACCUUUCUCGUUUACGAAAAUAAUUGAUCCUCGACUUGAGGGUGAUUAUCCUGUGACUGCGGCAAUGCGUAUGGGCACGCUCAUCCAAAAACGCACCGAGGACAGGCCUACACGACCGUCCAUGCACCAAGUUCUGGAUGUUCUGAAUCAUAUUGCGGAGAUUCAUUAGUGUUGACAUGAAGCAGAAUUAAGCAGCUAGACUUGAGAAUUAAGCAGCCAGACUUGAGAAUUAAGCUGCCAGACUUUAUAAGGUUUUAUAAGGCUUUAUAAGGGUUUUAUAAGCUCGAUUUUAUUGAAGAGAAGAAGAAGAGAGAAAAAGAUAUUUUAUUAUAUUGUGUACUUAGGUCACUUGUUUUUAAAUACUUGUACCCAGAUCCACAAUUAAAUUAAGGAAACUAUUCCCUC